This is a messenger RNA of Rotaria sp. Silwood2, 834 nucleotides long. NCBI's taxonomy places the organism in Eukaryota, Metazoa, Rotifera, Eurotatoria, Philodinida, Philodinidae. The record is from the annotation of a GenBank genome assembly.
AUGUUUGAUUGGCCAACAUCAUGGCAAAAAUAUCAAAUCGAUAGCCGUAUCGAUGAUACAAUUGUUUCUUAUCUUGAUUCUAUACGUCUUGCUGAAAAUAAAAAUUUUGCUAUAUUACUUCUUAAAAAUAUUGAUUCAUAUCCAAGUUUAUUAGAUAUACAAUCUGGUUAUAUUGAUAUUUGGUGGAUAAUACAUGAUGGUGGUUUAUUAUUUUUAUUAGCAUUUCUUUUACAACAGCAUCAUGUUUGGAAUAAAUGUAUAUUACGUUUAUUUACAAUAUGUUUACCUAAUCAAGAACCACAAAUACAAAAACAUGAACUUGAACAAUAUGUUUAUCAAUUACGUAUACAAGCUGAAGUACAUGCUGUUAUUGUUGAUGAUCAAGAAAUAUCAGCAUUUACAAAAUAUCGAACAAUGACAGCAGUAGAUUCAAAACAUUUUAAUCUAUUUGAUAUCAAUGAGAAACAAAUUGAUAGUGAAAGAGAAAAACAUAUGCAAGAACUAUUUAAAAAUUAUCCAGCAAAUGGUGAGCAUAUUCAAUAUACAUUUACACCAUCAUCUAUUUCAACAUUGAAAGAAAGUUAUUUAACGUAUACUCUUAUUGAAGAUUUACAAGUGCGAAAAAAAAUGCAUUCAGCAGCUCGUCUUAAUCAAACGAUUCUUGAACGAUCACGUAAUUCACAAUUAGUUCUUAUUAAUUUACCUAAAGUUCCUCGAACCAAUGUUAAUGCUGACUAUGCAUAUAUUGAAUUUGUUGAUCAAUUAUGUGAAGGAAUUUAUCGAUGUAUACUUGUUAAAGGGGGUGGUAGAGAAGUUAUUACAAUAUUCUCAUAA